UAAUCUUUCAUAAACCCUCCUCAUACAGUAUAAUGUCAAUGUGUUUCCUGUCUCCUCCCUCGGUCAAACUGUUGCUCAUAAGGGGGGCGGUCAGGGGUGAGGGUCUCUUAAAAUUCUUUCACUUCUCCAUCCAGCAGCUCAGUAGUUUUCUGUUCAUGACUUCAGUCGUGUGGUGUGAAUAUGUGUUCACUGGGUUUCGCCCGGUCUUUGGGUUUUGCUCUUUUACCUUUGGCCAUCUGCUGUAUUGUGGGUAAUGUCCUGCUCUUCUUCCCUGAUGCACAGGUGAUUUAUGUACAGGAGAAUCAUGUGACUUCAUAUGUAUGGUACUUUAUGGGAAUCGGAGGAGGUGGUUUGGCUAUCUUGAUUCCAGCCUUUGUGUUUUUGGGAAUGAGUAAAUGUGCAAAAAGCUGCGGGACCGAGAGCUGUGCGAUGUGUGGUUCAGUGAUAGCAGCUCUUGUAGGAUUAGUCGGAUCUGGAUAUUGUUUCCUGAUCUCUGCCAUAGCACUGUUGAAGGGACCAUAUUGCUUUACCCAGGCGGAGGGAUGGGUGUCUCCCUUUGAGAACGAUGGUGCUAAGUAUCUGUUUGCCCGUGAUACGUGGUCUGAAUGCGAUCAGCCCAGACACAUAGUGGAGUGGAACGUGACGCUGUUGUCCAUCCUGUUGGGUCUCAGUACAAUAGAGUUUCUCAUCUGUCUCAUGCAGUUUACCAGUGGGUUGGUUAAUGCUGUCUGCAGACCCUGCUGCUAUAAGCAGGAAUAUAGUUUGAAUGCAUGAACAUCAAGAAUGGUAAAGACGACUUCUCAGCCUGUGAAUCACACGCGCGCGCGCACACACUGCCAAAAAAUGAUUUUAUUAAAAAAAAAAAAGUAUUUUUGUCUUGUUUUCAGUAAAAAUAUCUAAAAAUUCUUAAAUUAAGAUGCUUUUUCUUGAUGAGCGAAACGACCCAAGAAAAUAAGUCUAGUUUUUAGACCAAAAAUAUCAAAUUUACCUGAGGGGUAAGCAAAAUUUUCUUGCAUUUUUCUAGAAUUUUUCUUGAAUUAAGAAAAUUUUUCAAGAUUUCUUUGCUUACCCCAUUGGCAGAUUUUUUUUGCUUGUUUUAUGCCCAAAAUCACUUAAAUGUAAUAUUUGUGGUCUAAAA
Messenger RNA from Paramisgurnus dabryanus, 1138 nucleotides. RefSeq names its product transmembrane 4 L six family member 18 (gene tm4sf1). NCBI's taxonomy places the organism in Eukaryota, Metazoa, Chordata, Actinopteri, Cypriniformes, Cobitidae. The record is from RefSeq and is a predicted model, not a curated record. Gene Ontology annotation, cellular component: membrane.